AUGAACGAACCACCGGCGAAACGGAGGAGGACCAGCUCGCCUACCGAACAAGCGUCAAGUCCUCUGAGGAAACCUCCGCGACGACCGUCUUUUGCAUCGCCUACCAAAGCCAGUCUUGCGCGCAACUACCCGAAUCUUCUCUCCGCAUCUCCAAAGCGCAACCCAAACCGACCUGUAUCAGCUAGAAAUGGCUCCAGAGGAAGGGAAGAGCCCGAAGUGGAACUACCCAGCGAGAGCGACCUGCCAGAACUCCCAGGGACACCGUCACAGAACAUUCGAGCAGCAUCGAAGCAGCCGCGGCGAACGAUGAUCUUCUCAUCACCAAGCAAGCGUCCCCCGCGUGUCAAAGAUCCCGUCAAACAACCUCCACCGAGUUCGAGAGCGCCAGCGGUACAAUCAGACGAUUUCACAGGGACGGUAGAAGAUGGCCCUGUGGAUGACAUUACUGAGGACAUAACUCAAGAAGUGGUACAUAAGAAACAGCCUCCAGAUCCAGAGAUUGAGAGAAGGAAGCAAGAAAAGGCGCGUCUACAGCGUGAAGUGGAAGAGUUGGAGUCUCAGGUGUCAAGAUGCAUCGAAGAAGUCGUUAAGGAGCAGCGCCGCGGUCCGGAGGAUUCUCUGCGGUCUCCAGAGCGCGACAGUCUGAAGAAGUUCAUAUCGGAUAUCAGCGGCACCGAUACAGAGCCAGAGAAGCCAGCACCAGUAUCAAGUCUGCUUUGUUCGUUCUUGCCAUUCGCCGCCCUCUCCGUUCCACCUCCACGCCCGAAACAAGCGGAAAAGCCCGUCCCAUCGCAUCGCCCAGUCGAACUCGCGGAUCCCUUGCCAUACCUCCAGAUGUUCACAUCACUCAACUUCUCCACACAACUCAGCUUGCCCCGCGGAAAGAUAUUCCCAACCUCACGGCGGGUCCACCAGAAGCAUACCAUCGACAUUGCGGGUCCACAAAAGCUGCUCACAGCCCAGGUUUCGAUUACCAUCGACGCCUUAGCAAACGAGAUUAUCGAAAUGCAACUUUUACGAAUCUCACCGUGGGCUGAGCGUGAGCUGGGUACAUUCAUCCGGUCGAAAGCGCAAGUAAGAGAUCUGGGUAAUGCGUCUUGGGCUAUGGACUCGUAUUGGGAGAUUGCGAAGAAGCGGGCACAACACUGGCACAAGUGCGAGACGGCGUUUGCGCAUCUACUUGUAGGCCGGACCACAGAAGAUACCGAGAACACCCAGUCACGGCAGCAAAGCAAGCCCGCGAACACUAUCACACGGAAGGACUUGAGCAGGAACUUGGGCCGUGAUACCCUGGUUCUGCAGGAUAAACACGUCCUCCUGAAGCUCAACUGGCAAAUAAGUUUCGACUGGACAGGCGAGGCGGAGUCAGACAUCGGUGUGGAGGCCGCAUUCCCCCAAGUGUGGUCCGAGACAGACGGCAGCGCAGCAUUCAAGAAGAUACCCCAAACCUUUGCUUCUCUUGUUCGUACCAAGGGUGCUUUCCAGGCUACUAGCGUUAUGGUAGCGCUCUUGUUUUCUCAAUGA
Messenger RNA from Alternaria arbusti, 1524 nucleotides. RefSeq lists its product as uncharacterized. Lineage: Eukaryota; Fungi; Ascomycota; Dothideomycetes; Pleosporales; Pleosporaceae. The record is from RefSeq and is a predicted model, not a curated record. Bases 1 to 1524 code for a protein of 507 amino acids. The transcript has 2 exons.